AUGAGCCCACCACACUCCCCGGGUUCCUCGACUACUCCCUCACCCCUCCCUUCCUCUCCAUCGCUCAACCCCCCUCCUCGUACGCACCAACACCCCAACUCGCCUCCAGUCCGCUUUCUCUCCGUCGCAGAGGACCUUGCUACACGACCAGUCUCGCCGCAGCCUGGAAAUGGCGGCUUCGGGAUGAGAAGGAGCGCGUCGAGGGAUUCGAACCAGGCGGCAGCGACCGCAGGACUGGGCGUGUCGGUUGUAACCCUGGGAGCAUCGAAUUCGGGAGAACGGAGCCUCAUUGUAGGACCGGCGUUUGGGACAACGGCGGACCCUCUGUCCGUUCCAUCUCGCUCGCAACCACCUGCUUCGCCUUUACAUCCCCUCAGUCCAGCCCUUCAAGUCUCGCCAUCGUUCAUUCCGCCCUCAACAGACAGCACAAGCGAUGCUCCAACGAAUCGCAAGAGCCCUACCCCGAACCUCCUCCUCCCUCGUUCACAUUCUCCUCGACCCCUUUCCUCCGCCUCUUUCGCCAGCUCUGGCAACACCGGUCCUACCAUCACUCGGAUCGCGAGUCCGUUGGAACCGUCGUCGGCGCGCACUGACGAACCCGUCUCACCCGCGCCUGUUAUGCGACGCCAAUCCGCCUCCGACCUCUUGUCGCUCUCUCCGCCGAUGGAACCGUUGACCGAACUGGACGUGCUGAAGGACCUCGCGUCCGGUGGGACCAUCGCUCGGUCCAGGAGCCGGAACUGGGGAAACGAGGUUCCGGGCGAUAGCGGUUGGAGCGGGACGACCGAGAUGGGCGAGCAGGCUUCGGUAGCUGCGAAGCCGUCGACCGAGCCGCUUCUCGUGCGGACGUCGAAUGCGGGACCAGCGUCUUCCGCAACUCGACCUCUAUCCGCGCAGGAUUCUGCGGCAUCCGGCUACCCUCCCCCUCUUCACUCUCGAUAUCGCCAAUCCGCCGACUCCCCUUUCGCCUUCUACACCUCCUUCCUCAUCGUCAUCCUCCUUCCCGCGCUGUUCCUCGUCUUCAAUGCGGACUGGCUGUGGCACACGAAUGAGGGAGGGACGAGGUGGGGAAAGGCGCUGGUUGUGAUUGUGGCUGUCGGAGCGGUCAUCGUCUGGGUGCUCAUGCUCAUCACGGCCUUCUCGAACCCCGGCAUCAUCCCUCGCAACCUUGACCCCGACCCACCGCGCCACUGGAUCCCACUCGACCCGUCCGGCUCGUCAACGGACGCGAAAGACGGCGAAGGAGAGGGGGAGUGGAGAGUCGAGAUGCGGUAUGUUGAGGUGUUGGGUGGGAAGGCCGUCGUGGGUUGCAAGUGGUGCGAAACGUGCAAGACGUACAGGCCGCCGAGGACGAGCCAUUGCAGGUUGUGCGACAACUGUGUCGAGCGGACGGAUCACCAUUGCGCUUUCCUGAAUACGGUCGUUAUUAGAGCCCCGUCCGGUACUUAUUCGUCGUCUCGCGCAGUGCAUCGGCCGGCGCAACUACCUCCCCUUCUUCCUCUUCCUCCUCUCGACUACCCUUCUCGCCUCACUCAGCAUCGCCCUCUCAGCCGUCCACGUCGCUUUCGGCGGCCCACAAUGGGACUGGCAGCGCAUUGGCGCUUUAGUCGUGCUCGCCUUGACGGCGGUCGUGAGCGCUCCGGUCAUGUGCCUAGCGAUGUACCACGUCGGGUUGGCUUCCGCACAGAGGACGACGAUCGAGAUGCUCCGCCCUCCCCUCAUCCGCUUCGCCCUUCUCGACCCCUCAACUCACCUCCCGUUCUCCACCACACCCUCCACCGACGGCAUCGCAUCGACUACGAAUCCGUGGGCGACCGGGAAUCCGGUCAAGAACUGUGUCGAGGUGGUUUGCUCCCCGGGGAGAGAACGGGUGCGUGUCGAGGGUGA
Messenger RNA from Rhodotorula toruloides NP11, 1887 nucleotides. Its product is annotated as dhhc zinc finger membrane. Gene Ontology annotation, biological process: protein targeting to membrane; peptidyl-L-cysteine S-palmitoylation. Gene Ontology annotation, molecular function: protein-cysteine S-palmitoyltransferase activity. Lineage: Eukaryota; Fungi; Basidiomycota; Microbotryomycetes; Sporidiobolales; Sporidiobolaceae. The transcript is spliced from 6 exons. Gene Ontology annotation, cellular component: endoplasmic reticulum; Golgi apparatus. The record is from RefSeq and is a predicted model, not a curated record. Bases 1 to 1887 code for a protein of 628 amino acids.